GAAGGUUUUAUGUUUGUGAAAGUUUAUCGUACUUUUGAACUAGUUUUUGGGUAAAAUGUUGUGUUAUUAACUUGUUGCUAUUUUGGACCGUGACAAUUGAUUUUGUAUGAGAUUGUUGUAUUUUAAUUCGUUUGGUGUGAGACGUGACGUUUAAUGUAGUAGCCUAUUAGAGUCCUGUAUCGGUCAGAAACGGUCGUCGCGAUAAGUGAGACUGGUGGUCUAUGCUCAGAACUUUGAGUAAUAUACUCUUUUGUAAAAGACAGUGCAUAAAAGUGUUUGUGACGUAUGAGAAUUUUAGGGGAAAAUGGGGAAGAAGAAGAAGAAUAGUGGAAAGAAAGGGGGGAAUCGCUUCUUCAGGUGGAUAAGAAGCGAUCUACCGGACGAGGAAGACAAGAAAUCACCAGUCCUUCUCCUAGGAGUCAACAAGAUCUCUGACUCCCCAUCCUUCGUAAGAAGACGGUCCGUAGAGCCCCACACUUCAGGAUCCAUAAGGUUCUUUAGACCCCUGAAGUCUAAGUACACAAGGGGUCUCCAUGGAGACGAACGGUUGGAGAAAAUCAGGCAGGAUCUCCUAGUCCACAAAAGCAAGCCUGAUACUUACAUUCCUAAUGAUCACGAGGUUUCCUUGGAACCAGAAGAAAGAUGCAUGAGAUUGAGCUGUGUAGGUAGCUGUAUUUGUGACAGGAAGAAAAGCUCUACUAGAGGCUCGUUUUCUUUCCAAAGACCAGAGCCUGGUACGCAAAAUUACGAGGAACCCAAAGACUUUUCUGAAAACGAUAUCGAGUUUAAGUAUACAGAACAUAUACCUCAUUGUCAGCCGUCUAGUAGCAAGCAAAGCUACAAUGUCACGCCAAAAUCGACGGAACGAAGGCAUUUUCUUCUAGCCAACCUCAAUGAGAGAUUCCGUAAGACUCUAAGCUUAGACUCAAGAAAGGUUGAAACUAACCGCGUGGCUGUGAAUCUGGCUAAAGAAACAAGACCGAAAUCUUUAGUUAAUACGAGUAACAUUUGCGUGCAAUCGUACAAAGCAAAUGAACCUUUUGUAGCACCAAAUUUUAGCAAAGCCUCCCAACCAAAGAAGAAACGCAAAUCGUUCUUUUCACUCGAUACGUUCUUUGAUUCAAAAAAGUCUGACACAUCAUCUAUCGACGACUACUGUUCGUCAAAAUAUAAACGUUUUGAACUCGAAAGCGAUGACUCACCUCUUUUUAAAAGAGAUAACGGAGAAAAAACUCCAGAUUUACUCAAUUUGCCUGUUAUAAUAGAUUCAGUAAGAAAAAAGCAAUCAGACACGAGAAGGCAGCUAGAAAAGUUAGAAAACCAUUACUAUAAGAAUAUUCAUAAGACACAGACAGUCAUUGACGCGGUCCCUAAAGACGCUACUAACAUUCAAGGUCCAAGUGGGCAUACAAAUCAUUUGUACUUCGAUGAAGACGUGGAAUAUAUUGAGCCAGUUCAGAGCACUUUUACAAGUCAAAGCACACUUAUUUUAGACAAAAACGGAGUUGAGGAACUAAAACCUGACUCCAUAUUGACUAUUAAUACUGAUGAAACGGACAUACGGUUGCCAAGUUCGACUGUGUCUCCUAAAUCGAAUGUAGAAGACUUUGAUAGUAUAGGACCUUACGAAAUUGAAGUUAAAGAGUCUGAUUUAGUUAAAGUAGCGAAGGAUUUGACAGUCAAAGUAAUGGAUAAGUCCGUGGAUUCUAUAGGUAGCUGUUCCCUGGAUGUCGACGCUAGUACAGAUUUCUCAGAUACCACAUCAGGAAGUCUGAACCUUCUGACACCCUCUUCGACAACCAGUCGGAUCCGAGACUUCACAUCCCGUCUACAGGAACGGGCAGGGUCCAACCUUCAGCCUAACUACCUGGCCAGCCCCACGCCCGUCGCUACCCCCGUCCGAACCCCAGAAGACACCACACCGACCCCCAGGAAGUCGGAAAAUCUCCUCAAACCACCCCCCAAGGUCUAUGUCGACACCUCCAGCCACAGAUCUAGAGGACACCAUAAAAAACGGGACGAGUUACCCCAUAAAAAGCCCAGCUAUCUAAACCUAGCCUGCUCUGUCAACGGAUACACGAAUCUUACUACAUAUGAUUCGAAAUUAAGGCAGGAUAUAAACAAAAGUCGAGAGGCUUCCCCAAUAAGGCCUAUUACACACACUUAUCAGUAUAGAAGUGAAAAUAACUCGCUACUUGUCCCAGUUCCGGUCAGUGCAAAUAAACUGCUGGUGCCAACAUUCGGGCCCCAUGAUACGCGCGCUGAUUUGACACAAAAAGCGCCUACUAAGGCGCACACAGACCCUUACUUAGCCACGUCACCUUUUAAUGUCUACAUGGCGGCCGAAAAUAAGCAGUUAAAGAACGACUUUUUAGGCAAUAUGACGACUAGCAGCCGUCCUUACAUAUCGAGCGAAAGUAAGAAUUUCGCCACAUCAAUGCUUCAUAAAACUGAUGAAGUGGAUAAUUCUAAGGAGAUCACCUUCAAAUCCAGUUAUUCGGAGACGAAUUUUAGGAAGACUGUCACUUCUAACGGCAAAGAGACCAGAUUCAGCUCUGAGUCUUACACCAUUUCUUCUAAUGGGGUCUCGAAGAGAGUAGAAAUCACGAAGGAGAAUGGGGAACAGUUAACAAGUCCUAUGAAGAGUUUUAUUCAGCAACGGGUUGAGAGGCUUUACGGGCCUGGCGCUUUAGCUCAAGGGUUCUUCAACCAGAAGCGCCAUAAACUCAAAAGCACCAGCGAGGAUGACGACCCUAAGGUUUUGACGGAAAAGUCUUUAAACACACCUGAAAGGGUCCCCAGAAAGCUUGAGAAGAGUCCUGAGGAGAUUGAAAAGGAUCUGUGCACCAGUCCUAAUGGGGAGAUGGAUUCCAGCGUUUCCCUACCAGUUCUAAGGCAUCUAAGGCCUGAAUUCCGCGCUCAACUGCCAAUAAUUUCGCCAAAGAAGUGUGUGAAAAGUGAUCUAUCUCCGCAGAAGAUUGAAGACAUUCCUAAGUUGGAAAAGACUGAGAAAGAACAGGAUAAAAGUGCAGUGUCGGUUACAAAUGGUAUUUCUGUGAUAAAACUCGAUAGUGAUGUCGGUGAUGAAUCGGUGAUUAGUGUUAAUGGUGAUACGAAUGGUGUGGAAGUGGUGAAGGAUGCUCAUUACUUCUUGAGCUUGGAGAAGAAGGAGACAGAGAGGCUGCUGGCUCUCGCUGCUACUGCUGAGAAGGAGUUGGAAGAUUUACAGGAUCGCGAGGAUGUGAGCGAGGAAGUUCUGGGCUUCCUUCGCGCCGCGUCCGGCAAGGCGAGGCUUCUCGCUACACAGAAGAUGCAGCAGUUUGAAGGCCUCUGCUACAACAAUAUAAACGAGCGACAAGAUGAGCCGUUCCCCACUACAGUUGAAGACUUACAAGGGUUCUGGGACAUGGUGUGUCUGCAGGUGGCUAAUGUCGACGCUAUAUACCAGCAUAUAGCUGAACUCAAAGCUAAUAAUUGGCAGGAGAUAGCAAUAACAGUAAAGCCCCAGCCGUCUACUCCAGUAACGUCUCCCCCGCGCCGCGCCCGCGCCGCGCCCGUCGUCAAGAACGAGAAGGCACGACUAGCGGCUGAGAAACGAGAAGCAGAUAGAAAAGCUAUGUUGGAGCAUAGGAGACGCGUGGCCCGCGAGCGUCAGCUGGCGGCGCGGGCGGCGGCGCCGGGCACCAGCCACGACCUGCACAAGGACAUGGGCAUCGAGGGCAGCCAGGAGGUAGAAAUCUUCGUAGGCAAGACAGCGAAACCAUCGAAAGUGGCUCCCAAAGGCGACUGCAUCAGUUCCGAGCGGUCCGAGGACUCUAUGGUCGAAGAGAGCUGAUCACAUCACCCUUAGAUACAUACGCACACUGCAAACUUUUAGUCGCCCCAUAGUGAGUUCAUUAUCACAUCUCCCGAGCUUUCCAACUAAGUUGGGGUCAGCUUCCAGUCUAACCGGAUGCAGCUGACCUCCUCGACCCAGUUACCCAGGCAACCCAUUGAUAAGACUGGUUGUCAGACUUACUGGCUUCUGACUACCCGUAACAAAUCUCAAUAAGUUUGAUGAUUACGUUUGCUCGAGUUGGUAGUUUUAGACUUUAUAGUCCAGGUUUCCUCAAGAUUCAAUUAAUCAGUCAUUGGUGUCCAAAAUAUAGUUAGAAAGUACAUAGAAAAGUUGCAUUGGUACUUGCCUGACCUGGAAUCGAACCCACACUCAUACUUGAGAGGUUGGUUCUUUACCCACUAGGCCACCACGACUUGAUAGUUUGUUCGGGCUCAUUAAAUCAGUAUGAAGAUGAAUGAAUGAAGGUAGUACGCACAUUACAAAGAUCAGGUAUUUAGACCGACUGAAAAUUUUAUUGGAUUCACGCUUUUCUUAAAAAAAAAUCAUUGACCAAGUAUCGGCCGACUGUUUAGUUUGCAGUGUGCGAAAACGCUUAGAUUUACUAUAAACACUGAUAAAAAUUGUCUACUAAACUUUGUCAGUAAUGGCCCAAGUUUAUCGACAGCAAAAAAGUCUGUUGUUCUUAAAAUUAUUAACUUUGAACGUGAAAAUUCAUAAUAAAUAGUUGUUUUGAGAAAGUGACGAGCUUAUGAUGUCGGAGAAUCUUAGGUCCUUGGGAAGAUUGCACCAUUUAACUAUGACGAUAACCAAACCAUAACCAGCCGUAUACUUGCCGCCCAUUGGUCACAUCGGCGAUUUGACAACAGAAAAUGGUUCGGUUAUCGUUAUAGUUAAAUGGUGCAACUAACUCUUUUUGCAAAAAAAAGUUGAAAAAUCGCAAAGUUUUUUAUUAAAAUGUGUUAUAUGUCUGUUUAUUUUUUGUUGUCGUUGUAAUAACAUCGUUCUAUGCUUUAUCAUUAGAGUUACCGUUGUUAAAACAACUUUGAAAUUAUAUUUUUUGCGGUUCAUUCGUUUAAAGAUCUACGGUGCCACAGACAUACAGAGCCUUUUUCCCAACUAUGUUGGGGUCGGCUUGCAGUCGUCAGUAACCGGAUGUAGCUGAGUACCAGUGCUUUACAAGGAGCGACUGCCCUAUCUGAUCCCCUCAACCCAGUUACCCGGGCAACCCGAUACCCCUAGACUGGUGUCAGACAGACAGACACAUGUCAAUCAAGCUUAUAACUUAAAAUCGUACAGCCUUGCUUUUAAACGUGAAUUAAAUAUAAGUAAUACUUAAGGGCUGUUUAAGAAAAUUCUUACUUAUAAACGUUGCUUAAGCAUGUCUUCACUAACAUUUAAUCACUACUUAAGACUUUAAGUAGUGAUUAGUUAAAAUGUUGCUUAGAAGGUGAUUAGAGAUUUUAUAAGUAAGAGGGUACAUGUUUAAAAACAUAGUUUAGUAGACAAUUUUUACAACAGAAAAAGUCCUAUGAAAACAUGAAGUUUUUUGUAUGAAAAUGUAUGUAAUUAAAUAAAAAAAAUAUGAAAUUAUGAUACUCAACUUUUGUAGGAAUAUGGAAUCGUAUUAACAUUUUUUGUUUAUUCACAGUAAAUUAUUGUUUUAAUUCAUUUUUUUUUUACAUUCACAUUUAUAUUUUGUAGUUUACAAUUUUAAUUGAUUUUAUUUGUUGCAACGAUUAUGGAUUUUUUAUACUUUAACUAUGAUUUUUUAGUUCUCAUCGAAGAUGUAGUAAUGGUUGAUUUUAAUAUAUUUUGUAAACUUGACGGUUAAAAUUGUAAAUUAUAAAAUGAAAUCAUUAAAAAAUAUAUAUUCAUUCAUUACUAAUGAUUUUUGUUAUGAGAUCGAUUAGCGCAGAAAAGCUAAAAAAAUAUCAUUAGUUUUAUUUUUUUCGUUAAUUCGCCCUCAUAUUAUUCCGACUUUACCCUUGUAAGUAGCUUCUGUAAAAAUUACGUAAGUUUUAAGAAUUUCGAAGAAAUUAAGCAAGUGACUUAGAAAGGGAUUUUACAAUGUAAAUUUAUCGUAAGUUAAUUACAUAAGCUAUUUACAAGUGUAAAGUCGGCAUUAUGAAACACAAAAAAAAAAAUAUAAAAAUACGAUUUUGCACAUUCCUCUUAAAAUUAAUAAUUAUUUAUUUUUAAUCAUGUUUGUACAACAUAUUUUCGCAUUUUCGCUAAUUAUUGUAAAUAAUGUAAACGCCUAAAAUUUUAAUGUACUGUUGAACAGGUAUUUAUGCCUCUUUUGUGAAGGGAAAGUAUCAAGAUUUUAUAGAAAUAUAAGUUAAAAAUUACAAUACAAUUACAAUAGAUAAUUAUUUUUUUUUCUUUCUGAAGUAUCUAGAUUGAUUUAGCCAUUUUCCAGUGAAUAUUUCAAUCAAAUUCGCAUUUAUAAAUAAUAUUAGUUAAAAUAUAUUUCUUGAAAAAGCAACAUAUUUAGUUACCACUUUCAAAAAAUAUCCAUAUUAUGAAAUAGUUUUUUUUUUCUUCUAUAAAACUUGAUACUUUUCCCAAUAUAACAAAAUAUUUUACCGAAUUAUGAAAAGAAUAAUAUAGAAACUUUACUAAGCUA
Messenger RNA from Helicoverpa zea (corn earworm), 6464 nucleotides. RefSeq lists its product as uncharacterized. The coding region runs from base 305 to 3835 and encodes 1176 amino acids. Gene Ontology annotation, molecular function: molecular adaptor activity. The transcript is spliced from 9 exons. The record is from RefSeq and is a predicted model, not a curated record. Gene Ontology annotation, cellular component: glutamatergic synapse; postsynaptic specialization. NCBI's taxonomy places the organism in Eukaryota, Metazoa, Arthropoda, Insecta, Lepidoptera, Noctuidae. Gene Ontology annotation, biological process: signaling.